Arabidopsis lyrata subsp. lyrata is the source of this 2345-nucleotide messenger RNA. RefSeq lists its product as uncharacterized. The record is from RefSeq and is a predicted model, not a curated record. The transcript has 6 exons. Gene Ontology annotation, cellular component: nucleus. Bases 562 to 1953 code for a protein of 463 amino acids. Lineage: Eukaryota; Viridiplantae; Streptophyta; Magnoliopsida; Brassicales; Brassicaceae. Gene Ontology annotation, biological process: regulation of DNA-templated transcription. Gene Ontology annotation, molecular function: DNA-binding transcription factor activity; sequence-specific DNA binding.
ACCCGGCCCAUUAGCAUGUCCAAGAAAGAGGUCUAGAACAAAAAUGAUUGUGUGUUGGUGGAUGCACCCAAAAAAGUUCAGCCGUAAUUAUUCACCACUGAAUCUCAUGGCUCAGACGUCGCCACGUAAAUAUCCAAUAAAACCACCACACGUGUCGCAAUCUGAGCACCUCUAAAACCGACCUUGCAAUCUUAAACUCUGCGCCUCUUCCCAGUUCUGAGGUUCGCGUCGCGGCGGUCCCAAAUCUCGGCUUCGCACGCACGACACAACCCCGCACGUGCCGAGUAUGCUGACUUGGUAACUAAAAGCGAUACGUGGCGGUCACAGAUACAUGGGCUAUACUUAAGCAACCAAUUGUAGACGAUGAGCUGGCAUUACACGUGUCACUCUCUCACCAUCUGUGGGCUCCUCUUUGGCAUUUUUUUUUCCCCCUCUCUCUCUCUUUCUCGAGAGAAGUUACAGUUCCUUUCUCUCUCUCUCUCUUAUUUUUUUUCUCUUCUUGGCACUUAUUUUUUGUUGGAGGAAAAAUCUUUUGGUUUUUGAAUUUUUUUUGGUUUGUUGAUGGAGUUGGAGCCUAUAUCAUCGAGUUGUUGCUCGUCGUCUUCGUCUGGGGAAGAGGAUACGGCGGCGGCGAAUAUGACGGAGAUGGAGGCGGCAGAGGCAUUGGCGGAUUUAGCGCAGCUUGCGAUAAUGCGAGAGGAGGUUUUCGAAUCUGCGGCGAGUUGGGGAAGUAAAGGGAAACGAGUGAGGAAGCGAGUUAAGACUGAGUCUCCUCCGUCUGACUCGCUUUUGAAACCACCUGACUCUGAAACGUUACCUACUCCGGAUCUAGCUGAGGAACGAUUAGUGAAAGAAGAAGAGGAAGAAGAAGUUCAACCAAUAACUAAAGCUCCGGUUAAAACUGAAAUGAAUGGUGAAACACCUAAACUAAAUCUUGCUUCUACACUUAGGUGUAGUCGAUCAAAUGGCUGUGGCCGAUCGAGGCAAAAUUUGAGUGAGGCUGAAAGAGAAGAACGUAGAAUCCGAAGAAUUUUAGCUAACAGAGAAUCUGCCAGGCAGACAAUUCGGCGCAGACAGGCAAUGUGCGAGGAGUUGAGUAAAAAAGCAGCUGAUCUGACAUAUGAGAAUGAGAAUUUGAGGAGGGAAAAGGAUUGGGCUUUGAAAGAGUUUCAGUCUUUGGAGACGAUUAACAAGCAUUUAAAGGAACAGGUAUCGAAGUCAGUGAAACCCGAUACAAAAGAACCUGAAGAAUCGACCAAACCAUCACAAGUUGAUAUGUCUACAUCAUCUACUCCGUUUUACUUCUACAACCAGAAUCCGUAUCAGCUUUUCUGCUGGCCUCAUGUUACUCAAUCAUCAAAUCCAACGAUAUCGCCACUUGAAUUCGCCACAUCGGGAGGACCUUCUGCUAAAAGUAUGACCUCACAGGAGCAUGAAAAUCCUGCAGAUGAUAAUGGGCAAAAAACUCAUUUUUACGUUGUACCUUGCCCUUGGUUUCUCCCUCCUCCUGAUCAGAGCAACAGUGUUCCCUUCGGGCUUCAAAAUACACAAAGAGGUACUUUUUCAAACGGGCACCAUAUCGAUGAUUCUUCUGCAAGACCGAUAGAGGUCACAGAAACUCCGCGGUCCCAUCUACCAACAAGAAUCAAAGAAGAAGACUCUGGUUCACCCGAAACCAGACCUUUAUAUGAUCUCAACGAAUCUGCAACUGAAGUCCUCUCAGAAGGAGGAGAUGAUUUUCCUAUAACGCAACAAGAUUAUAGUUUAAAGCAUGAAGAUGUUUCUGAGACAACUAAUGGAGUUACACUGAUGCCGCCUGGUCACCAUGUUUUGAUUUCUCUACCGGGGAAAAAGCAAGGAUCUUUGGCUGCAGCGGAAGCGAGAAAGAGACGGAAAGAACUCACAAGGCUCAAGAACCUCCAUGGCCGUCAAUGUCGGAUGCAAGUCGGAUAACUCAUAUUCUUCAUCUUACCAGUUAAAACACUAAAGGUACUUCAAGAUCCCUUUCUUUUUGUCCGGGGCAUUUUCGCAUUGUUUCGGCUUUCUUACUGAAACACCAAAACAAGAGUCAUACUCAUCCACCAAACAAAAGUUGGAUUAUUGUUAAACUUAUCCAAGAUUAGUAUUCGGGAGUUUCUGUUUUGUUUUUACAAGGUAAUAGCAAAUGUUGUACCAUUGUAAGAUUUAGGGUUAUUUGGCACAGAGUUAAAAGUGCCAUUUUGUAAGAUCAUCCGGAAUCUGUUUGCUUCUCGCUUGAAGUUCCUUCCGGUCUUGAUCAGUUCUAUAACAUAUUUCAGGGUUUGUUCCCUUUUUUGACCGCAGAAUCAAAAAGUUCUUCAAUUGAA